CAGAACAGGUCAUGAUAGUUCUCUACCAAGUGAUCAAUAUUAGUCUCCCCUGACACAACAGAGCCGGAAAAAAUUCUUAUUGUUUCUUGGACAAUGGAUCCCUUAUAUUCGGCAGUCAGUUUAUUUAGCAGACGAAAGUACGAAGAAUGUGCAGCUAUAUGUUCGACUCUGUUAAAGAAGAAUCCGUUGGAUCAGGCAAUCUGGAUUCUCAAAAUGCGUGCUUUGACGCUUCAAGUUUAUGUGGAUGACAUCGAAGGUGAAGAAGAAGGAAUAGCAGAAAGUAUUUUAGAUAAUGACACAAUUGCUGCUAUGCCUCGACCAGGGACAUCACUUAAGAAUCCAGGCACCUCACUACCUGGACAAGGUUUUCGGCCAAAAACAGAAUCAGGUAGACCAGUCACAGGUGUAGUUCGACCCGCAACUCAAUCUGCAAGAUCAGAAACCAUGGAACAAGCUUUGAGAACAGCUAGAACAUCAAAAACAGCAAGACCAAUCACUGCAAAUACUGGCCGCAGUAUUAGACUUGGCACAGCAUCAAUGUUGACAGAACCUGACGGACCAUUUAUACAGCUAUCGCGUUUAAAUAUAUCAAAAUAUGCGGCUCAACCUGGUAUUGCCAAACCUUUAUUUGAGUACAUUUACUAUCAUGAACACGACGCGAGAUAUGCUCUUGAUUUAGCAGUCCAAGCAACUCAAGCGUGCCAAUUUAAAGAUUGGUGGUGGAAAGUCCAGUUGGGUAAAUGUUAUUAUGCUCUUGGACUAACUCGAGAUGCAGAGCAUCAGUUCAGAUCUGCUUUGAAGAACCACAAAACCAUUGAAACUAUUGUUAGAUUGAUAAGGGUAUAUAUCAGAUUAGAUCAGCCAUUUGCUGCAUUGGAUAUUUGCAAAGGAGGUCUCGAUUAUUUUUCAAAUGAAGUAACUAUUUUGACCGAAAUGGCUCGUGUUUUUGAAGGUUUAAAUAACAUGCAAAUGUCUAUGAAAUAUUAUAAAUCAGUACUGCAAGAGGAUGCAGCACAUAUCGAAGCUAUUGCAAGCAUUGGCAUGCAUCAUUUUUAUAACGAUCAACCAGAAACGGCAUUGCGUUAUUAUAGGCGUCUUUUACAAAUGGGAGUUUUUAAUGCUGAACUCUUCACCAAUUUGGGCUUGUGCUGUUUCUAUGCUCAGCAGUAUGAUCAUACAAUAUCAUGCUUUGAGAGAGCACUCAAUCUUGCAACAGAAGAGAACAUCGCUGACGUGUGGUAUAAUAUUUCUCAUGUGGCCAUUAGUGUAGGCGAUAUACACAUGGCACAGGAAUGUCUGAGACUAGCAAUUUCUGCAGAUAACAGUCAUGCUUUAUCUUACAACAAUCUUGGAGUAUUGGAAUCUAGAAAUAAUAAUGUAACAGCUGCUCGGACUUAUUUUCAUGCUUCGGCAAAUCUUGCCGGCUAUUUACAUGAACCACACUACAACAGUGCAAAGUUAGCUUACGAGGUUGGAGAUUUACAAACAAGUUAUAUUGUUGUGCAAAGAGCACUGCGAGCAUAUCCAAAUCAUCAGGAGAGCAGAGAACUUUUCCAGAGAUUACAGAGGCAUUUUUCUUACAUCUAAAUAGUAGGCAGAGAAAGAUAGAAUUUCGUAUUGAUGUCUUUUUUUUUAUUGGAACAUUUGAUUUAUGCUUAUUCAAUAGUUAUCACUUAGUUAUACACGUUAAUAUUAUUAUUUAUAUAAUAAAUAUUACAUAUUUUCAUUUGACAUUGAAAAUAAAAUACUUUUAAUCCUAGGAAAUGCAACGUUGAAUAUUGAUAAUCACGUUUGAUUAUUCAGAUGUUAAAAAGAGUUCAGAGGCUACAUACCUUUGAAAGAUUUUAACCCGCAUUAAGAGAAAGACAGAACCAGCUUUAAUCUUCAAGCAAAUUUGCCAGUUAAUUCAAUGUCAAUCUUUUAUUGGGCUUUGUGCAGCUUUAUACAGUCUUGAAGUCAAAAUCAAUUCUUCUUUGUGUUUAAGAUUUUUCACGUGGAGUGUGAUAUCACUAACCACGAUAUGAUAAAGUAAAA
Neodiprion fabricii is the source of this 2034-nucleotide messenger RNA. RefSeq names its product tetratricopeptide repeat protein 8 (gene BBS8). Gene Ontology annotation, biological process: non-motile cilium assembly. Gene Ontology annotation, cellular component: ciliary basal body; non-motile cilium; BBSome. The transcript is spliced from 9 exons. Lineage: Eukaryota; Metazoa; Arthropoda; Insecta; Hymenoptera; Diprionidae. The record is from RefSeq and is a predicted model, not a curated record. Bases 94 to 1587 code for a protein of 497 amino acids. Gene Ontology annotation, molecular function: protein binding.